Messenger RNA from Neltuma alba, 1200 nucleotides. Its product is annotated as endo-1,3;1,4-beta-D-glucanase. The coding region runs from base 146 to 865 and encodes 239 amino acids. The transcript has 7 exons. The record is from RefSeq and is a predicted model, not a curated record. Lineage: Eukaryota; Viridiplantae; Streptophyta; Magnoliopsida; Fabales; Fabaceae. Gene Ontology annotation, molecular function: hydrolase activity.
CCUCAAUCAUCAAUAAGCAGGCCCCAGAAACGUCCGUUCAUCGUAAUUAAAUACCCCCAAGUCCCUGCAAUAGAGGAAUUAUCGAGCUUUGUUCUUCACCGUGCAUUGUGUUUGUGAUUACUGGAACCAGAAGAAGAAGCAAGAAAUGUCAGGUCCAGAGUGUUGCUCAAACCCGCCAACGCUCAACCCCAGUGCUGGAGCUGGCCGUGUUGAGAAAGUUGGUGGCAUAGAUACUUAUGUCACCGGCUCCGCCGACUCCAAGCUUGCCGUUCUUCUGAUCUCCGAUGUUUAUGGUUAUGAAGCACCAAAUUUGAGGAAGCUUGCGGACAAGGUUGCUGCUGCGGGGUAUUAUGUAGUUGUUCCUGAUUUCCUCCAUGGCGAUCCUUUUGCUCCUGAGAAAGCUGACAGACCAGUAUCUGUUUGGAUAAAAGAUCAUCCGCAGGACAAAGGUAUUGAGGUCGCUAAACCUGUAAUCGAAGCCUUAAAAGGUAAAGGUGUUUCAACAAUUGGAGCUGCUGGUUUUUGCUGGGGUGCCAAGGUUGUAACUGAGGUUGCAAGACACGGACUUAUUAAUGCUGCUGUGCUAUUACACCCAUCAUUUGUCACUGUGGAUGACAUCAACAGUAUUGAAAUUCCAAUUGCUAUACUGGGAGCUGAGACUGACAAAAUUUCUCCUCCAGAACUUGUUAAACAGUUCGAACAAAUCCUAUCUGCUAAGCCUGGGGUUCCUAGUUUUGUGAAAAUAUUUCCUCAAGUUGCACACGGUUGGACUGUGAGGUACAACACUGAAGAUGCUAAAGCAGUGUCGGCAGCAGAAGAGGCGCAUCAGGACUUGUUAACCUGGUUUGCCAAGCACCUUAAGUGAGAAAUCUUGUUCUAAUGGCCUUGUAUCAUGAUGGCAUGAAAGCCAUAGGAGAUUGUAGAUUCAAUCCUGCUUGUUACCCCAAGUCAAUUAGAUUAUCAGUAUUCAAUCUACAAGCAGGUAACUACAUAGUUCAAUUGUCCUUUGAUGUUGCUGCUGGUUUGUUCAAGUGGCAUUGUACACUGAGUCAAACUCAAAGCAUAGCAUGUUCAUUGCAAUGUAUUAAAGACUGGAGAUAUAAAUUUAAAAAAUUUUAUGUACAUUGCAUUGUAGGCUGAUGCCAUGUGUAUUAAUUGAAAACUACAUCAACUGAAAAAAAAUGCGCGAUUUGCCUUAAA